CCACAUGUCCUCUGAAACACUGGACCUGACACGAGAUAGUAUUGCACUCGUUUCCAUUUUUCAAUCGCUCUGGAAAGGAGAGGCAAGUAAAGAAAAGGAGCAGCGGAAUAUCGAAAGACAAGUAGUCGAAAUCUCGAUGACUUUGGUCCCGGAGUUCUUUCUCUGUAGCAGUAAGGACACUAUUGAUCGUAGUCGGAUCAAUGUGACUGCCAGUGCCUUGGGAAUUCUCCGAUUGUGGGGAGAACUCUCAUUCUUGUAAUUCGUAGUCUUACUGGAUCCCAGUUUUGUUCGGGCGGAUCGUUCAUCGAGUGCGUGUGCCGUCGUUGUGACGUUGUACCCCACCUUUCGACAAAUAGAUGCUCAGCUGUGCUUGUUUUGCGAACAGUUUGGCACAUUGUGAGCGUCCUUGUGAGCUGAUUCCAUGAUUGUUGCAGCGAUCGAACGAAUCGGUUCGGUAGAAGACAAUUUCAGGCAUCCAGUUCUGAUGCAGCCGAGAAUCCUCGCAAAUGAAAUGUUGCUGCUCUGUGUCGGGAGUAAUUGCGGAGGGCGUGAAGGCACACUGUGAAGAGACGGUGAAGGAACAGUCAUGGCUCAGGUUACUAAUCAAGUCUUUUAUGCAACAACUUAUCACCCCAUCCAGGCGGGAAGUAUCGAUGGCACUGACACUGCCGCUCACGACAACGCGAUCUAUCGGGCUCUCUUGGCUUCCUCUACUGGACUUUAUGAUCCAACGGGUGACCAGAAGGCUGUGGGCGACCCUCAUAGUACCCUGUUCGUAGGCCGACUGGCUCGACAUACUACCGAGGAGACUCUCAAUCAGGCAAUGAGCAAGUUUGGCAAAGUCAAGCAUAUCCGGCUAGUUCGUCAUAUAGUCACAGGUGCUUCUCAGGGAUACGCCUUUGUGGAAUUUGAAUCUGAUAAGGAAAUGCUAUAUGCGUAUGAGAUGGCGCAUUAUAACAUCAUCGAUGGGUCUCAAAUACUUGUGGACUACAACCGGCAGCAGCUGAUGCCUGGUUGGAUACCUCGUAGGUUAGGAGGUGGCUUGGGUGGACGCAAGGAAUCAGGGCAACUUCGUUUUGGAGGGCGUGAUCGACCCUUUCGAGCCCCAUUGCGCCCCAUCCCCGACGAGCAAUUGGUUAAACUUGGGAUUCCUCUACCGCCUGUGGGUCGAUAUAUGUCAAGGUUUCUGUUACCUCCGGUCCCCAGAAGACCGGACAGAUCGAAGGAAACUCCACGCAGACGCAGGUCUUCUCAGAGAGAGAACCGUAGCGGAACUCCUCAAUAUGAAAUUUCAGGUGGAGAUGGAGACAAACAUCAUGUGGAACGACGUUCGAGUCGCUCACCGGUGAGGUCUUCGAGACUAGUUGAGGAACAAGAAGACGCAGUCAAGUCGUCGAGUUCUUCUCGUCAUAGGAAAGGAAAGCACUUUUUAGACGAAGAAGGCGACGCCUCUGCACACACUAAGCGAGUUCGAAGGCAUGCUGGUGAAGGAAGCCAUAAAGCUAACAAGGACUACAUACCGGAGGCAGGAGAUGACGACGAGUAUUAUAAGCAGAGAUAUUCUUACCCAGAAAUAUCAAGUGCUCGGUAUGACGGUAGUACCGAGUAUGAGCGGGGCUCUCCAGGUUAUGAUAGUAGAAGCAAACCUGAGCAUGGCCAUGAAGGCAAGCAAGGAAGACGGAGUCGAAGUAACGAUACUGAUAAAAGUUCACCCGUCCACGAAAGAAGUACGUCAAAGCACAGACAUGAAAGAAGAGAAAGGAAGCGAAGUCGGAGCAGAGACAGUACGGAUAAAGAAGCCAAGUCAACAAGUCACAGAGAAGGAAGAAGGAAGUCUAGACAUGAACAUGAGGGGAGACAUGAUAAACGAAGCCGCAGCAGACACAAGAGUAGAGAAACCUGAUCCGAAUUGAGAAAACUUCUUGUCCUAUUCUAGUAGAUUGCUGCUGUCUGGAACUGGAAAGCUGAACUCCAGCUUGAGACGAUGUUUCUGUUGAAGGUCUCCUCUGUCUACACAUCUUUUCCUGAAGGAGGAUUUGUUCAAAUUUUUACUCUCAUAUCCCCACCAUUGAAUGACCUCUCGAACAAUACCCUCUCUUCAAGAUGCUA
Messenger RNA from Marchantia polymorpha subsp. ruderalis, 2109 nucleotides. The record is from the annotation of a GenBank genome assembly. Lineage: Eukaryota; Viridiplantae; Streptophyta; Marchantiopsida; Marchantiales; Marchantiaceae.